AUGAAAGGCAAAGAGUGGACUGUUCUGCUGUUGGCAAUUGCGUACGUCGCACCAAACAGGUGCAAAGUUUUAGACAAAGGAGUGCAACCAGGAUUCAAAAAUAUUCCAUUCCACAAAGAAAAUUCAAGUGCUAUAACAAUUGAGAAGAAAGUGACAUUAUCGGCUCCUAAAUUCAAGUUUCCUGAGAAAUUGUAUGAAAUGGACUAUAAGCCAACUGGAAACUCAGUAAGAAUUAAAUGCAUCGCGGAAGGGAACCCAACUCCAAAUAUAACUUGGUACAAAAAUAAAAAAACUCCGAUAAUAAGGUCUUUCGUUGAACCUUCCUAUGGCAAAUGGUCAUUACUUCUAGACGACCUCACCAAGGAGGAUAAUGGGGAAUACACUUGUGUAAUAUGUAACCAGCUAGGUUGCAUUGAUCAUACUACGCACCUGAAGAUUCAAGAACGCUAUCCUUCAAAGCCGUAUAUUAAAGAUGGCUAUCCCGGUAACAUCACGGCUCUCAUAAACGAAACUGUGACAAUUGCGUGUCCGCCUAUCUCUGAUCUUGAACCGCACCUAUACUGGAUAAGACCUUCGAAUAAUUCCAUGGAAGAAAAUAAUUUUGAAAGAAGUUCCUUUGAAGAUAUCCCCAUUGGAGAUGUGAUAGACAGUCAAAACCCAGAAGAUAAACCGGAACAACUAACAAUAUACAACGUAACCAAGGGAGACGAAGGCUGGUACGUUUGUGUGGCCGUCAACGCUCUUGGGCAUACCACGGCCACAGCAUUCCUGAGAGUUUUAGAAUCGCCGCAGUCCUUAGAAGAACCCGAACAAGCCAAGCAAGAACAGCCCACUUCGUUACUCAAUAUUAUAAUAGCUGCUUUCGGUGGAUCGCUAAUAGUGGCAGCGAUGGUCGUAGUGACAACCUGCAGGAAAUUGAAAAGAGAGAUGAAACAAAAGCGGCUAGCCCUGGAAACGGCCAGAGACGUCAUUGAAACAUAUUGGAGUAAGAAAGUAACGAUAGAGAAGCCGCAUAUUAAUAAUUCACCUACCGCUGCUGGAGCAUUGGUUUUGCCAAAAAUAAAAAUUGAAAAGCAGAAGGUCUCCGAAGUAAAGAAAAAUAUUAAUGACCCGAGGAUAUUAUCAGAAUAUGAACUACCUCUAGACAAGGACUGGGAGGUACCCCGAAAUACAGUCGUGUUAGGGAAGGUACUAGGAGAAGGAGAGUUCGGCAAGGUCGUUAAAGCAGACUGCGUGGGAGUAUUAAAGCGAGGACAGUCUACGGUAGCAGUUAAAAUGCUGAAGGACGGGCAUACUGAUGCGGAAAUGAUGGCGCUAGUCUCAGAAAUGGAGAUAAUGAAAGUAGUCGGCAAACACGUAAACAUUAUUAACUUAUUAGGAUGCUGCACACAGGGUGGGCCGCUCUACGUCAUCGUUGAAUUUGCACCAUACGGUAGUUUGAGAGAUUUUUUGCGGAAUCGACCUGAAAUUAUAACGGAAUCAACAAACGAAAGUUUGGAAGACACAGGGAAUCUUACACCAAAAGAUUUAGUGUCAUUUGCAUACCAAGCUGCCAAGGGAAUGGAAUAUUUAGCAUCUAGACAUUGCAUUCAUCGAGAUUUAGCUGCCCGUAAUGUUCUAGUUUCUGAAAAUUUUAUCCUCAAAAUUGCAGAUUUUGGGCUAGCGAAAAAUAUAGAAACUGAUUACUACUAUAGGAAGAAAACAUCUGGAAAAUUACCAGUGCGUUGGAUGGCUCCUGAGUCACUUAACAGUAUGCUGUUUACUAUACAAACUGAUGUCUGGUCCUUUGGCGUCCUCCUCUGGGAAAUAAUGAUGCUAGGCGCUACACCAUACCGAAAUGUUCAAGGACAAUAUCUACUUCAACAUCUUAAAGCUGGAAACCGUUUGGAGAAACCGCCUAGCUGCAGUCUUGACUUAUACUUGAUUAUGCGUGAAUGCUGGUCGUUUUACCCUAAAGGUCGGCCUUCUUUCACUGUAUUAGUAAAACAACUGGAAAAGAUCCUAACAGCGAUGACAAACGUAGAAUAUCUUGACCUUAGUCCUUCUGAGUCAGAAACCUCACAAGUUGCAAAAACAUUAUGGCUUUGA
Molecule: messenger RNA, 2088 nt
Organism: Arctia plantaginis
Lineage: Eukaryota; Metazoa; Arthropoda; Insecta; Lepidoptera; Erebidae
Source: the annotation of a GenBank genome assembly